This is a messenger RNA of Gadus morhua (Atlantic cod), 6889 nucleotides long. It is a transcript of the gene igf1ra, whose product is annotated as insulin-like growth factor 1a receptor. The transcript has 21 exons. NCBI's taxonomy places the organism in Eukaryota, Metazoa, Chordata, Actinopteri, Gadiformes, Gadidae. Gene Ontology annotation, biological process: multicellular organism development; positive regulation of phosphatidylinositol 3-kinase/protein kinase B signal transduction; protein autophosphorylation. The record is from RefSeq and is a predicted model, not a curated record. Gene Ontology annotation, cellular component: plasma membrane; insulin receptor complex; axon. The coding region runs from base 961 to 5286 and encodes 1441 amino acids. Gene Ontology annotation, molecular function: insulin receptor activity; insulin receptor substrate binding; ATP binding.
GUCGUAGCCUACUCAUUGUUAUGUUUAGGUCUACCAGGGCUUUAAACAGCUCGCCGAUCUGCUGCGGGAUCCACUCCGUGUUUUCCUCAACGCUUUUAACCACCUUAUCCGUAGCACUGUGUGAGUGUUUCUGUGAGGGAAGCCGACUCUUGUUUACAGCAGUGAUUCUACGAGUGGACACCGACAAGCCUACAUAAGGCAAGUCGUUGGAUUUCAGCUUGUACUUUGUGCUAAGGGAGUCUUUUAAGGAAAAAUAACAAUAACCAACUCUGGACGGCUUCUGGGAUAUAGGAAAUCUUCCUCCAGUCUGGCGAACACAUCAUCUGCUGGGAGAUCCAUUCUCUUGCGUGGCACAAUCAUUUUUUUCAGCUGCAAAUUCGGCGGACUGCAUUUACUGCAAGGAUAAGGCCACGGCUCCCCUCCAUGGAUUAGCCCAAAGGUUUUCAUUCAUUUUGUUUUUUUUAUUCCGGACACCACUCUGCGUGUUUCAGCGUGUUUUUCCAUUAAACUAACGUAUUUUCCCCGUAGAGACAUUUGCUCGGAAACAGUGAGCGGCAGUGAGGGAAUAUUCUGGUGUGCUCACAAACAUCGCCCUUUUACCACCAGGGCCGCAUUCUGCUGUGCUUCAAGAGAUGGAGACCGAGGAUGUGGAUUACCAUCUUGGAUCGAGUCAAAUCUGUGGCUUGUGUGCCCCACCGGCAGACGUCGAAUUGUUGUGUGCUGGGCAACAAUAACAAACUGUUUUAGUCGAUUUGUUCUCGUUCAUUUCCACCCAAAGGAAUUGGGUAUAUUGGAUGCUACUUAAGGAUUUCAAGGGCUGUAGUCUCCUACGACCUGUUUGGGCUCGAUCACACGUUGCUCUUAUUUUUAAGGCUAUACACGCCUAUGUACUGAAUGUUUCAACAGACUUCACGUCGUCGUUCGAGUGAUUUAAUUUUCUUUUGGAGCAGUGGCGAUUAAAUGAAAGAACCAGGAAUGAGAUCUCAAAGACGGAGGAGCAGCACGACCUUGUUUUGGGGUCUGAUGCUGUCUGUCUUGACUCUGCUCUGCGUUCGGCCAAGCUGUGGAGAGAUCUGCAGUCCCAGCAUCGACAUUCGUAAUGACAUCAGCGAGCUGAGGCGCCUGGAGAACUGCACCGUGGUGGAGGGCUACCUGCAGAUCCUCCUCAUCUCGGACAAGACCAGCACCCUCAACCAGGAGCUGCUGCGCUCCCUCAGCCUGCCCAAGCUGACCGUCAUCACGGACUACCUGCUUUUGUUCCGCGUGGCCGGCCUGGACAGCCUCAGCACGCUGUUCCCCAACCUCAGCGUCAUCCGGGGACGCAACCUCUUCUACAACUACGCCCUGGUCAUCUUCGAGAUGACCAGCCUGAAGGACAUCGGUCUGUACAACCUGAGGAACGUCACGCGCGGGGCCAUCCGUAUCGAGAAGAACCCUGAGCUGUGCUACCUGGACUCGGUGGACUGGUCCCUGAUCAUGGGCGCGGACGGCAACAACUUCAUCAGUGGGAAUAAGCAAUCCAAGGAGUGCGGCGACGUCUGCCCCGGCAUGAUGGAGGACAAGCCGCUGUGCGUGCGCACCCAGUUGAAGGAGAAGUUUGAUUACCGCUGCUGGACCUCCAACCAGUGUCAGAAAGUUUGCCCGGACACCUGCAAGCAGGCGUGUUCGGACCGGGGCGAGUGCUGCCACAGCCAGUGCCUGGGCAGCUGCUCGGAGCCGCACAGCGACACGGCGUGCUCGGCCUGCCUGCACUACUACCACGAGGGCCGCUGCGUGGCCCAGUGCCCGCCCGGCACCUACAAGUUCGAGGGCUGGCGCUGCAUCACCAUGGACCUGUGCUCCCGCCUGCACCUGCCCCACGACAAUGCCUUCGUCAUCCACGCCGGGGAGUGCAUGACCGACUGUCCCCCCGGGUUUACACGCAACGAGACAAACGGCAUGCUCUGCAGCGCGUGUCAUGGCCUCUGCGACAAGACGUGCUCGUCCACCAUCAUCGACUCUGUGGACGCGGCCCAGGGCCUUCUGGGCUGCACCGUGAUCAAGGGCAACCUGCUGAUCAACAUCCGGCGAGGAAACAACAUAGCGUCUGAGCUGGAGAGCUUCAUGGGGCUGAUCCAGACGGUGACGGGCUACGUGAGGAUCCGCUACUCCCACACUCUGAGCUCGCUCUCCUUCCUCAAGAGCCUGCGCUACAUCAACGGGGAGGAGCUCAUGGACCAGAUGUAUUCCUUCUCGGCCAUCAACAACCAGAACCUGCAGUUCCUGUGGGACUGGUCCACGCACAACCUGACGGUGCGCGCCGGGCGGCUCUUCUUCCAGCUCAACCCCAAGCUCUGCAUGUCGGAGAUCCACAAGAUGUGGGAGAAGACCGGGGUGCCCGAGAAGCGCAAGGAUGGGGACGUCCGGAACAACGGCGACCGGGCCAGCUGUGAGAGUGAUACCUUGACGUUCAAGUCCAACACCACAACCAGCAACAGCAUCAAGCUGACCUGGGAGCGCUACCGACCUCUGGACUACACAGACCUCAUCAGCUUCAUCGUGUACUGCAAGGAGUCACCCCACCAGAACAUCACCGAGUUCGACGGUCAGGACGGCUGCGGCUCCAACAGCUGGAACAUGGUGGACGUGGAACUCCCCCCGGAUAAGGCAGCGGACCCCCAGGUCCAGCUGAAACUACUGAAGCCCUGGACCCAGUACGCCGUGUUCGUCAGAGCCAUCACCCUGCAGAGGGACGACAAGCACAUCAAGGGCGCCCAGAGCGACGUGGUCUACAUCCGCACCAGGCCGUCGCAGCCGUCGAUGCCCAAGGACCCGCGCGCCUUCGCCAACUCCUCCACCAAGCUGGUGGUGCGCUGGGCUCCGCCGGUGUCCCCCAACGGCAACCUGACCUUCUACCUGGUGCGCUGGCAGCAGCAGCAGGAGGACCGCGAGCUCUACCUGCACAACUACUGCUCCAAAGAACUCAAGCUCCCCAUCCGCCUCUCGGCCACGGGCCUCACGGACCUGGACGAGAACUCCAAGCCCACCAAGUCGGACCUGUCCGGGGCGGAGAAGGGCCAGUGCUGCAUGUGUCCCAAGACGCCCGAGGAGAAGGGCCGGGAGCAGGACGACCGCGUCUUCCUCAAACACUUUGAGAACUUCCUCCACAACUCCAUCUUUCUGCCCAGACCCCCCGAUCGGAGGCGGCGAGAAGUCUUCGGCGCGGCCAACGGCACGCUGUCGUGGGGCAACGCCUCCGCCUCCCCCGCGCCGGGCUCCGAGGGCGGCAACGGCACGGCGGGCCCCCCGCCGCCCCAGGACUUCCCCUUCUUCAACGCCCGCACCACGGUGGAGCACAUGGACGUCCAGGACCUGAGGCCCUUCACCGUCUACCGCAUGGACAUCCACGCCUGCAGCCAGGAGGUCCGCAGCUGCAGUGCCGCCGCCUUCGUCUACUCCAGGACCAAGCCCGCAGACAAAGCCGACGACAUCCCAGGACCGGUGGUCUACGAGCUGGACGAGAAGACGGAGGGCUGCGUGAUCCUCCACUGGCCCGAGCCCAGCAAACCCAACGGCCUCAUCCUCAUGUACGGGAUCAAGUUCCGCCUCGGGGCGGAGCCCGAGAAACACGAGUGCGUGUCGCGCCAGCAGUUCCACGAGCACCGGGGCGGCCGCCUCAGCAACCUGGGCCCGGGGAACUACUCUGCCCGUGUGCGCGCCAUCUCUCUGGCGGGCAACGGCUCCUGGACCGAGACGGUCUACUUCUAUGUGGCCCCGCCCAAACGUGAGUACGAGGUGACCCUCUACCUGGCCGUCAUCGUCCCCCUCAUCGUGAUCAUCAUGAUCAUCAGCCUCCUUACCGCCCUCUUCUUCAUCAACAAGAAGAGAAACAGUGACCGGCUGGGAAACGGAGUCCUCUACGCCUCCGUCAACCCAGAGUACUUCAGCGCAGCUGAAAUGUACGUGCCAGACGAGUGGGAGGUGGCCCGGGAGAAGAUCACCAUGAACAAGGAGCUGGGCCAGGGCUCGUUCGGCAUGGUGUACGAGGGCAUGGCCAAAGGCGUGGUGAAGGACGACCCCGAGACCCGCGUGGCCAUCAAGACGGUGAACGAGACGGCCAGCAUGCGGGAGCGCAUCGAGUUCCUGAACGAGGCCUCGGUGAUGAAGGAGUUCAACUGUCACCACGUGGUGCGGCUGCUGGGCGUGGUCUCGCAGGGACAGCCAACGCUAGUUAUCAUGGAGCUGAUGACCCGCGGGGACCUGAAGAGCCACCUGCGCUCACUGAGGAAGGAGAACUCCACCACCCAGGUGCUGCCCCCGCUGAAGAAGAUGAUCCAGAUGGCCGGGGAGAUUGCUGACGGCAUGGCGUACCUCAACGCCAACAAGUUUGUCCACCGGGAUCUGGCUGCUAGGAACUGCAUGGUGACGGAGGACUACACGGUGAAGAUCGGAGAUUUCGGCAUGACGCGGGACAUCUACGAGACGGACUACUACCGGAAAGGGGGCAAGGGGCUGCUUCCGGUCCGCUGGAUGUCUCCCGAGUCCCUCAAAGACGGCGUGUUCACCACCAUGUCCGACGUCUGGUCGUUUGGCGUGGUGUUGUGGGAGAUCGCCACCCUGGCGGAGCAGCCCUACCAGGGCCUGUCCAACGAACAAGUGCUGCGCUUCGUCAUGGACGGCAGCCUGCUGGAGAAACCCGACAACUGCCCCGACAUGCUGUUUGAGCUGAUGCGGAUGUGCUGGCAGUACAACCCCAAGAUGCGACCGGCCUUCCUGGAGAUCAUCAGCAGCAUCACGGCGGACCUGGAGGGGCCCUUCAGGGAGAUGAGCUUCUUCUUCAGCGACGAGAACAAGCCCCCCGACACGGAGGAGCUGGACAUGGAGGUGGAGAACAUGGAGAACAUUCCCCUGGACCCCGUGUCCAGCCAGCGGCCCACGGCCGUCCCCACGCCCUCCGCCGCGUCGGCGGGGGCCACGGCGACCCCGCCGGCCGCGACCGCCUCCUCGGCCACCUCCCAGCUGCUGGCGCCGCUGCAGGGGCCCGGCACGCCGCUGCUGGGGGGCCCCGCGUCCCCGGCCACCUCGGCCUCGUCCUCCUCCGCGGCGGGGACGGGCGCGGGCGGGUCGUCGGCCUCGGCGUCCCCGGGGCCCCCCGCCGACAAGCACUCGGGACAGGCGGCGCCGGCGGCCAACGGGCCGGCGGCGCGGCUGCGGCCCGCCUUCGACGAGCUGCAGCCGUAUGCGCACAUGAACGGCGGCCGCAAGAACGAGCGGACGCUACCGCUGCCCCAGUCCUCGGCCUGCUGAUACCCCACGCCGGAGACCCCGCCUCCAGGCUCCGCCUCUUAAACAGGGUUAAUGACACGCCUCCUCCCCCUCCUCCUCCUCCUCCCCAGCCUCUCUGGAAGGAUUGGGGGAGGGGGGGGAGAGAUGGGAGCAGAGCGUUCUUUCCCUUCUUCUGGGUCUUCCUCUCCUUGGACGUUCCCGUCCCCCCGCUGGAUGCGAGCAGAGCGACGUGUACCCCUGGAGACUGGAGCGCAGCAUGGGGGUCCGCAGCAGGGGGCGCUGUGGGAGGGCUGGGGUCUGUACCUGCUCAGCCUGCACUGUGCAGCGUUUGUUACAUAAGUCUUUAAACGAAAAAAUGGAUAAAUUAAAAAAAAAACUACCGGAAAUAACGCAGGCAUUUCACCUGGCUUACAGAUAUUGUAAGACACGAACACGAGAGAAUGAUUACAUAGCAUAUCUGCCAGCAAAUCCAACAGAAGAGCACUUUUUUCUGAUGAUUUUUAGAAAGGAUGUUGUGGAUAUUUCAGUGUGUAUUUAUACGAACACGUGACUCUCUCUACGGUAUAUAUCUCAAACUUUUUUUAAGUGACUUUCCAUUGAUAUAACAUUCAGUUAUUUUAUGAGCAUCUAAGGACUGCAGCUCGAACCAUUUGAGGAUGCCACAGAUCUAAACCCUGGACUAGGAUCCUGGGUUCUGUUUCCAGUCUAUAUUUCUAUGUGUGUGGAUCCUUUAGCAGCCGGUCCUAUUGGAUGGAGAGACGGCUGUCAUGUGUAUGCCAAACUUUUGCCAAAUCAACCUUUUUAUUUGUUUUUAUAUUUCAUUUAUUUGUUUUAAACAAGAUAAAUAUCUCCCAACACAAACACAAGGCUGCGGAUUAGAGAUGACCCAAGUUCAAUGGGAAUGGCAUUUGACGUUUGUUUGUUUGUUCAUAUCCUAUGAAUAUGAAUUCAUAUCCUGUCUUUGUACUGAAUACUCCCUGAGCAUCGAGGUAUUGGGCUUAUCUGGGGCUUUGUUUGAUAGGAUGGAUGCAAAAAUGAUUCCCAGUAUAUGUUCUGGGUCUGAAAUUAGUUAGCAAGCGUAUUUAUACUGGCAAUUUAGUUGUUAAUAGUUUGGUUAAUUAUUUCUAUAAUUAUUAAGUCACCAGUUGCCAAGUAAUGCAAAAUUAAGUAUUUGUUAAAAUAUACACUAAAAGGCAAAUAUUGUACAAAUGUAUGCAAUUUAUGAAUAGGACUACAAUUAGUCUGCAGUUGUUUAAUUUGCUGCUUGGUACAAUUUUAAUUAAUUUGGGCAUUCUGGUCGAGUUAUUUUGAGGAUCUCCGUUGCAUUUGGCACUGGUGUAUUACUUGUUUUAGAGAUAUGACACAAUGCAAAUCCAGUUAGUUAGAAUCAUUUACAGUAAACAGCAAGUUCUCACAGUUCACAGAAUCAAAGGCUGUCUUCUGCUCUUGAAUGGAUGAGUAAUGGAGUUUUUCUAGUUUUCCACAAAUACUUAGAGCUCAGUUCACCCAUCAAAGGGUGAAAAGGAAUGUAUCUGUUUUAUUGACACACUCAUCACCUGAGUCCAUGUAGUCUGUCAACCAUCAUUCUCACACUUAUGUUUUAAUGUAACAAGAAUAUGAUAUA